Messenger RNA from Conger conger (European conger), 6976 nucleotides. RefSeq names its product fer-1 like family member 4 (gene fer1l4). Gene Ontology annotation, biological process: plasma membrane organization. The record is from RefSeq and is a predicted model, not a curated record. The coding region runs from base 48 to 6134 and encodes 2028 amino acids. The transcript has 46 exons. Gene Ontology annotation, cellular component: membrane. NCBI's taxonomy places the organism in Eukaryota, Metazoa, Chordata, Actinopteri, Anguilliformes, Congridae.
CACAAUGGGAAGUCUGUGAUGUGAGACCCUGGAAACAACAAAUCAACAUGUCCAUCACUGUCAACCUGAAGAAGAUUACCAACCUGCCAGGAAAAUAUGAUCGCAAAGUAGAGUUGUCCUUCAGAGGUUUCACACAUAAAUCCAGGAUCCUGCAGUGCUCAAAUGUGGCCAUCUUUAAUGAGCACUUCAGGUGGCCGCACUAUGGGAAGGUCAUUAAGGAUGAAAUGCUGUCCAUCAGCAUUUACAACUGCAGCAAAGUCUUCAGCAACAGACUCCUGGGGAGGCUGAUCAUUAGUCUACAGCAUGUGGUGUCAUCUGGGAGACUGUUACUGCGGGAGCCUCUGACUGACAGUAACUACAGCCUGACAGAUAUGUACAUUGAGCUGGACGUGCGGUAUCACCCGGUGCAGGGUGCGGCUGGGGGCUGGGAGGGUGAGGAGUUCCUGGACAUAGAGGACAGUGAUGACUCUGGACUUGUCAUUAGGAAUUCUGGUUUCUCUGAACCGGGCUCCAAACAGAACGUACGACCAGAGCGCUUGGACCGAGAGACCAGGAAGAUCGGACGCAGUCUCAUACGAACUGGAACAGAGGAUGAGGAUGAGUAUGACGAUGAUGAUGAUGAUGAUUACGACAUGGAGGAUAUGGAGUGCGCCAACAUCACAUUCACUCCGAUUCUCAGUCGCUGCAGGCCUCUGUCUAACUACGAGCUGGCCUCCAUGCCAAAGGUGCAGUCCUUCCAGGUGAAUAUUAAUGUGGUGGAGGCUCAGAAGCUGAUAGGGGUGAACAUCAACCCCGCUGUGUACAUCACCGUGGGAGAUGAGAAGAGGCACACGGCCACACAAAAAUCCACCAACUGCCCCUUCUACAAUGAGAACUUCAUGUUUGAGUUCCAGGAGACGCAGGCGGUUCUGUUUGACAAAGUUAUUGAAAUAACGGUUGUCCAUAAGAAGAUGCUGGCGUUCAUGAUGACCCGGAUCGGGACCUUCAAGAUUGACAUCAGCACGGUGUACAGUCAGCCAGAUCACCGGUUCUAUCAGAAGUGGGCGCCCCUGACAGACCCCAAAGACACACGGUCAGGGGUGAAAGGUUAUGUGAAGUGCACGGUCAGCGUGGUGAUGAAGGGUGAUGCCAUGGGCAUCCCCAGCAUCCCGAAUGUGGGCAGCCAGAACGACGACAUCGAAAAGAAUCUGCUCCUUCCCAAGCGGAUGCCGGUGGAGAGACCUUGGGCCAAGUUCCUUGUGAAGGUGUUCAAGGCUGAGGACCUGCCCAGUAUGAACGCGGGCUUCUUGGGCGGCUUCUCCAAGAUGAUGGGCGAUAAGAAGGUGUUCAUUGACCCCUACGUGCAGGUCACCUUUGCCGGCCAGCAGGGAGAGACAUCAGUAGCGAACAGCACCAACACUCCCGAGUGGAACGAGCAGAUCUCCUUCAUUGAGCAGUUUCCCCCUCUCACGCGCCGGAUCAAGGUUCAGAUCCUUGACGAUGCCAGCUUUGGAGACAUCGCCUUGGUGACACAUUUCCUGGACCUGCAGCAGAUCUCUGACCCCAACAGGAAUGGGUUCCACCCCACAUUCGGCCCCUCCUGGAUCAACCUGUACGGGUCGCCGCGGAAUUCGACUCUCCACGACGUGCACCGCGACCUGAAUGAGGGCCUGGGCCCCGGGAUCUUCUACCGGGGCCGGAUCUUGCUCUCUCUGGCCGUGGAGGUGUACACCUCCCCCACCGCCGCGGUGGAGAACAAAGCCUCAGCUGCCAUCAAGGGAGCGCUCAGCAAGCUCUCCCUGAAGAAGAAGAGCCGGAAGUCCAAGGAGAAGAAGGGCCGAGAUGCAGAGCCAGGUCACAGUGGGCCCAGUGAGGAGACAGAGGACGCGAGUUCGGAGGUUCCGGGUGCUGUGACUGUAGAGGUGGAGGAGGUCCACCCUCUCCCAGAGAAUUUCUUGGGCCAGAAGGAGGAGUAUUUGCUCUUUGCGUCUCUCUUCGAAGUGACCAUGAUCGACCCAUCCAUUGGCUCAAAACUGGUCACUUUUGAGCUGUCUAUUGGGAAUUAUGGGAAGGCAGCCGAUGUUGUGGUGAAACCAAAGAAGGGUGGGGCCAGAGAGGAGCGGGCGGAAGAGAGGCAGUCACUGUUGGACGCAUCGGACGAUGAGCUGGAGAGGGAAGAUGUUCCUGUGCAGGGAUCACAGAACAAGUCUAUGACCACACCCAGGAGACCACAGGCCACCGAGUACGACAGAUCCUUCAACUGCAUCCCCAUGUUGGGUGAGAAGCCUUGUCUCUAUGUGUGGAACUACUUUGAGGACCACAACUUCCGCCUCUACAACUCCAACUGGCUCUCCAAGAUGGCUGACCGGCUGGAAUACGGGAUUGAUGAGGUGGAGAAGUUGCUGAAGAGGCCCAGGAGUAUGGCUAAGGAGAGGCUGGUGGAGGUGCUCCUGGAGUUUGUAGCCAGCUGCAAGCAGUAUAGCUCCAACAUAGAUAAGAAGACAGUGAGUCGGCCCAACAGCCUAGACAAAAGCCGGAAAGCCUUUAUUAAGAAGAACAUUAUACUUUUUUCCAAACAAGCCCUUCGUGUCAGGCGUAAGAUCACCAGGCGCUCCGCCAAGGAGAAGCUGGCAGACACAAAGAAACUCCUGAAGAGGGUCCGAUUCCUGGCCAAAGAGCCCCAGAGCACCCUGCCUGACGUCUUUCUGUGGAUGAUGAGCGGGGGCAAGCGUGUGGCCUACGCCAGGAUUCCCGCUCACUCCAUCAUCUUCUCCCUGGUGGAGGAGGAGAAGGGCAAAGACUGCGGGAAGCUCACCACCAUCUACAUGAAGACCCCAGGUGGGCCCUUGGGAGAGAUCUUUGCCAAGCUGGAGGUGUACCUGUGGCUGGGCAUCACCAAGUACGCCAAAAACAGUGUGAACAGCCUGCCGGAGGAGUUCAAACCCCUGUACGAGGAGGCCACAGCCAGCACCCCCAUACCCAUCAACAUGCCCCCCUCUAAGCUGUCCUGUGAGGACAGUCGGUACUUCCAGCUGCGGGCUCACAUUUACCAGGCUCGAGGGAUCAUUGCUGCCGACGACAAUGGCCUGUCUGACCCUUAUGCCAGGGUGGUGUUCUCCACACAGUCCCAGGCAACCCGGGUGAUGGAGGAGACUCUCUCUCCAACCUGGAGUCAGCUGCUGCUGUUCCAUCAGAUCCUCAUAGAGGGCAGUAAGGAGGACCUGCGGAACGACCCGCCCAUCAUCAUCAUCUACAUCUAUGACUAUGACAAAAUCGGCAGCCCACAGGCUCUGGGGCGUGCGUUUGCAGAGCCAGAGCUGAAGUUUGUGGAGGAGGCGUACAAGAAGCCGGCGCUGCAGUUCUUUGACAUCCGCAGAGGGAAGACCCCAGCCGGGGAGCUUCUGGCUGCAUUUGAGCUGAUGGAGCUGGACUACAGGGGCUAUGGAGAGCCCGCUCUGCCCCAAGACGUGGACCCUCGAGAGCCCCAGUUCCUGCCGGAGGAGAGGUACUAUGUUAUCCCCCAGGGGGUGCGGCCCGUGCUGAGGAAUUUCCGAAUCGAGGUUCUGUACUGGGGGGUGCGGGACCUGAAACGGGUGAACCUGUUCGAGGUGGAGAAGCCGCAGGUGAGGAUGGAAUGCGCGGGGCAGAUGAUCGAGUCGGAGGAAAUCGAAAGCUACCGGCUCAACCCCAAUUUCACGGAGAUGGUCAAGCACUUCGACGUGGAGCUGCCGGAGCUGGUGUACCUCCACCCUCCUCUCACCAUAUUUGUGAUGGAGCAGCGUGCGUUCGGCCGCCUGGUGCUGGUGGGCACUCACGUGGUGCAGAGCCUCAUGCAGUUCGCCCCCAAAAACCUGGACGAGUGGAAAGAGGAAGAGGAAGAGCCCGAGCCCCAGGAUAAAAAACCUCCAAAGAAAACAACAGCUUUGAACACUGUGAUGAGCAUGGACCUGGGAGGACUGCCACUCAAGGACACAAAGAUCCUCAUCAACCCCAUCAACCUGGUCACUGCUCCAAUAAAGAAGGGGCUGCUGAAGGUGGAGGAGCUAGAGGAGGAGGAGCCAGAGCAGGAGGAGCUUGAUUGGUGGUCUAAGUACUACGCUUCAGUGGCAGAAAUGGAGAAACAGAAUGAGGAAGAGGAGGACGCUGAAGAGCAGCAGGAAGGAGAAGGAGGGCUCGAGGCGGAGGAAGAUGACGCCGUGCUGGUCGAAAUCGAGCCCCCUCCCAAACCGAAGAGAAAGAAGGUCGCCACUCUGGAGCUCUACUCCUCCGAGCUGGAGAACGAGUUUAAAGACUUCAUGGACUGGCUUCACACCUUCCCCAUCUACAAAGGCAAGUCUAACGUUGAUGACGAAGAUGACGACGAUGAUGAGCGCACUAUGGGGAAAUACAAGGGCUCAUUUUUAAUUUACCCCAUCUCCAAAGAAGACGAAGACGCCGAGUGCCAGAUCACAAACGGAAUCCCCAAAAACCUUCCCAUCAAAGUCCUGGUGAGAGUGUACAUGAUAAAGGCCACCAACCUGGCGCCCACAGACCCCAACGGCAAAGCAGACCCGUAUGUGGUGGUGAAGGUGGGGGCGCAGCAGAUGGACAGUAAGGAGCGCUACAUCCCCAAGCAGCUCAACCCCGUGUUCGGAGAAGUCUUCGAGCUGACCGUUUCCUUCCCGUUGGAGACCGAGCUCACGCUGACUGUGUUCGAUCACGAUUUGGUGGGGUCCGACGACAUGAUCGGAGAAACCCGCAUCGAUCUGGAGAACCGCUUCUACAGCAGACACCGCGCUGGGUGCGGCAUCGCCCUGUACUACGACAAAGACGGCUACAAUAAGUGGAGAGACGCCAAAAAGCCGUCCGCCAUCCUGGCUGACCUCUGUCGGAAGAACGGCAUCCCCUCACCAGAGUACCGUCUGUCCGAAGUCAAAGUCCUCAACAAGAUAUUCAAAAUUCCCUGCGAGGCCUUUCCCGAGGAGCUGGUGAAGAAGAAUAAGAAGACGGAGGAGGACGAGGCGGAGCUGGAGGAGCACAAGGCCCUGAGCGUGCUGCGGCGCUGGGGGGACAUGAGGGAGUUCAGCGAGGGCGCGUACCCCCUGGUGCCCGAGCACGUGGAGGUGCGCUCGCUGAUGAACCCCGAGAAACCGGGCCUGCCCCAGGGCUACGCCCACAUGUGGAUCGACAUGUUCCCUGUCGACGUGCCCGCACCGCCGCCCAUCAACAUCAAGCCCCGCCUCCCCAUGAGCUACGAGCUGCGUGUAAUCAUAUGGAACGCGGAUGAUGUUGUGUUGGACGAUGUCAAUCCCUUCACUGGAGCGGUGUCUAGUGACAUUUACGUAAAAGGCUGGAUCAAAGGUUUGGAGGGCCAGCGGCAGGAAACGGAUGUGCACUUUAACUCCCUGACUGGAGAGGGCAACUUCAACUGGCGAUUCGUCUUCCGCUUUGAAUACCUGCCCACGGAGAAGGAGAUCACCUACAAGAAGAAGGAGUCCAUCUUCUCCCUGGAGGAGUCCGAGUUCCGCCAGCCCGCCGUGCUGGUGCUGCAGGUCUGGGACUACGACCGCAUCGGCUCCAACGACUUCCUGGGCUCCAUAGAGCUGCGUCUGAACGACAUGGUCCGAGCCGCCAAGUCCUCGGGCCAGUGCAACGUGAGGAUGGCGAAGGACCGGGCGACGCCGCGCUUCUCCAUCUUCCGCAGCAAGCGCAUGAAGGGCUGGUGGCCCCUCAUCAAGCUCAAGAGCCAGGAGGACAUCGAGCGCGAGGAGCGCGAGGCAGAGGAGGCCAAGAAGAACAAGAAGAAGAAGAAGAAAAAGAAGAGCAAGCGCAGCCAGAUGAAGCCGGAGGACCUCCAGUUCGUGGACUCCAGCGGGAACACUUAUCUCCUGAUGGGGAAAGUGGAGGCUGAGUUUCAGCUGCUGUCAGCAGAGGACGCGGAUAACAACCCAGUGGGCCUGGCGCGCAAAGAGCCGGAACCACUCGACAAACCCAAUCGCCCCAAGACCUCUUUCAACUGGUUUGUGAACCCACUGAAAACCUUCAUCUUCUUCAUCUGGAAGAAAUAUAAGAAGUACAUCAUCGCCCUGUUGGUGUUGGCAAUAUUGACCAUAUUCCUUGUCCUAAUCCUGUACACACUUCCCGGACAGAUCAGCCAGCUGAUCGUUAACGGCUGAUCCUCACGGACGAGCCGCUGCUCUUUCAUUCCAUUUCAUUUUUAUUUCCUUUCACUCGCUUUUCUAUUUUGACACAAAUCUGCCUCUGGACAGUAGGCCAGCAGGGGCUCCUCCGUCAGACCGCUGGAACAAAAUCCCUGGAACAAAAAGCAGCAAUCAAACUGCUGCGAUUAUUUUCAUCUGUCCUAAUUGCUAUUAUUAUUAUGAACAAACCUAAAAGUGCUGGUUACACAGAAUGUAUGUACUGGAAUCAUUUUGAGGAUCACUGUAUAGUUAUUCCUUUUUUAAUUUGUUUUAUUAUAAUUGCAAAAGUAUUAAACGCUAACGAUAUAAAGAGUAUGUUGAAAGCCACUUGCAUCGCUGUAGCAGACCCACAGUGGUCUUCCUUGAGAAAUCAUACAAUUUUGUGCUGUCAAGUGUCACUAUUUCAAGGUAUAGUUUGACUGUGUGAUACAGCUAUCUGCACUGUCAUUGUUGUCUAAAGCUUAAUUCUUAGCCUGUGUGAUUGAAUUUGCUGCCAUAUUAAUUUAACCAUCGGAGCUGCUGGCUUUAGAUUUUAAGCAAAUGUUUCAUCAGUACAGGUGUAUUCUGCAUGCCUGUAAUAUAUACACACACAACGCAUGCUAUUUUCUGUUCAGUGUAGAUUUAUGCAUUUUAUGAAAUAUUUAUGAAGGCAUUAAAAGCAACUCAGUCAAAGGACUGUACAUGCUAAUUGGUAUUUAAAUGUAACAUUUUUGCAUGACUAUCACUCUUUACUGUGGUCUAACAACAAAAAAUACCAAUAAAACUUAUUUUAUGAUCAAGUGGCCACUCUGCUUUCGAAUGUAAGUGUGUUGAGUCUA